AUGCUUGCCUCCUCCAGCUCACAGCACGGUCCAAGCUCCAUCCCUGUGACAAUUCUCUCCUCCCAACCAUCGCUAGUCUCUCAGCCAUCCUCCAGCCUCGCCUCCCAGUCAAGCUCGGAGCUCACGACGAUCACUUCCGUUAACUCCUUGCCUCCCCGUCCGGCAGAGCCUCUCGCCAUCGCCUCUCCAUCACUCGAGAGAAAGGACAGCUUUAAUUCGCAGCUAAGCUCCCCUUCGAGCAGCAACAUCUCGGCCUUCAUCUCCUUCGCUAGCUCCUGCCAGUUCCCCGGGAUCCAGGGCGCCACCUCCAAGUGCCUCAAGGUUUUGCGCGCCCACCGCGGACAUAUCACCGCGCUGGCCGUCUCGAGCUCCCGCCGCAUCCUCUACACCGCCUCCGGCGCCAGCAGCAGCAUCCACGCCUGGAGCAUCCCCGAUCUGGGCGAGCUCUGCGUUUUCAAUGGCGGCGGCGCGGUAAAGUUCUUGCUUGUCGUCGUCGAUCCGCCGGGGCUGAUCCUGAGCUCCCACCAGGACCACAAGAUCCGGGCCUGGAAGAUGACAACAACAACGACGUCCAGUUCUUCGUCAAAGGAUGAUCGCGAUCGUCGUCCUCGAAAGUCGACCGUGAAAAAGUUUCGUGCAAAGCACGUCGCCACGGUCCCCACGGUGUGGAACAGGCUCGUCACUUUCAUCCCGGCCAGGAACUACGUCAAGAUCCGCCGCCAUCGCAAGAGCUUGUGGAUCCAGCACUCUGACGUGAUAUCCUGCCUGGCAACCAGCCCCGACGGGAGCCUCAUCUUCUCGGCGUCCUGGGACAAAACCUUCAAGGUUUGGCGAUCCUCCGACUUCAAAUGCCUGGAAUCGGUGGAAGCCCACGAAGACGCCAUCAAUUCCCUGGUAUCGUCCUCCUCCGGCUUCCUCUACACUUGCUCCGCGGACGCCAAGAUCAAAGCCUGGGAAAGAACAUCCGCCAUAGCUAUGAUGACAAGAUUCAAGCUUCUCGCUAGAUCAUCGUCAUCGCAUAAGCGAUGCCGACACGCGCUGCUCGCCACGCUCGAGGGCCACAAGUCGGGAGUGAACGCCAUGGUCCUCUCCCCGGACGAGCAGCUGCUCUACUCGGGCUCCUCGGAUCGAAAGAUCCUGGUGUGGGAGCGGGAGGAGAGCGCCAACCACAUGAGCUUGCUGGGGGCGCUGCGCGGGCACAGGCAAGCAGUGCUGUGCCUGGCGGCCAUGGGGGACUUCCUAUGCAGCGGUUCAGCUGACAAGAGCGUUAGGGUUUGGAGGAAGAGCCCUGGCGGAUCUCUACACGCCUGCAUUGCGCUGCUCGAGGGUCACUUCGGGCCUGUCAAGGCCCUGGCCGUCGCUCCUCUUCUGAAGUCUUCUUCUCCGGGAAGAGCGGACGUAGAAAAUGACCAUGGAGCUGCUGGUAGCAUUCAUGAGUUUGUGGUUUACAGCGGCAGCCUUGACUCGGAUGUACGGGUCUGGCUAAUUACCCCUGAUGAAAACUUCCCCUCGGCCCAGAUGACAAAUCCACCCCGAUUUAAAUCCAUAUGA
Messenger RNA from Selaginella moellendorffii, 1551 nucleotides. Its product is annotated as protein JINGUBANG-like. Gene Ontology annotation, molecular function: protein binding. NCBI's taxonomy places the organism in Eukaryota, Viridiplantae, Streptophyta, Lycopodiopsida, Selaginellales, Selaginellaceae. The record is from RefSeq and is a predicted model, not a curated record. The transcript has a single exon. The coding region runs from base 1 to 1551 and encodes 516 amino acids.